AUGCCUUCGCCAUCAUGUUUACAAGCGGACCACUCCUGGGGACCGACCUUGCCUAUGCAUUGUCAUGGAGAGUUUGACUUCACUGUCCACUUUGAACAAAUCUGGCUUUCAAUUGUGCCGUCAAUCUUGUUUUUGGUUUCCAGCGUUCCUCGGCUGUGGCAGCUCCGCCGAGCCCCCAUAGUUAUCCGCAAUUCCAGGAGUCAACUUGUCAAAUUGGGCAUCAUCGCUCUCCUGGUCAUUCUUCAGUUGGCCCUGCUUCCCCUGUGGUCAUUGAAGACAUCACUGCAGACGUCUGUUUCCAUCCCAGCUGCCGUCUUCGCAUUGGUUGCUGCGUUGAUGCUCGCUAUUCUCUCGUAUUACGAGCACCAGCGAUCCGUGAGGCCGUCCACAUUGCUGAGCAUUUAUCUCUUCUUUUCGGUCCUGUUUGACGCCGUCCAAUCUCGAUCAUUAUGGCUUCGCAAUACCGACGCUCCAAUCGCGGCGGCAUUCACUGCAGCGCUUGCAGUCAAACUGAUCAUCACAGUUCUGGAAGGACAAGAGAAACAGCCUAGUCUACAAGGACAAGGCACCAAAUUGUCACCUGAAACUACCAGCAGUAUCUACAAUCGCGCGGUUUUCUGGUGGUUGAACCGUCUGUUUCUCACUGGCUAUAAAGGCACUCUGCGCCUGAGUGACUUGUAUCCUCUUGAACCAGAGAUGGCCUCAGAAAAUCUAGGAGACGCCAUAGAGGAUGCCUGGAUGAAAGCCGAGCAAAGCAAGCCGUACGCUCUACUUAGGACAACUGCAGUCUCAUUAAAAGGGCCCCUGCUCUCCCCAGUCCUCCCUCGUAUCGCGCUCAUUGGCUUCAAGUACUGCCAGCCACUCUUACUGGCGAGCGUAGUCAACUAUGUUCAGCUCCCAGAUGCAGACCGCGACGGGAACGUCGGCUAUGGGCUGAUCGGUGCGACAGCCAUCGUCUAUAUUGGAAUUGCAGUGAGCACUGGACUGUACAAUAUCAAAGUAGAUCGAUCCACCGUCAUGAUACGCGGUUCGCUUGUGAGCAUCAUCUAUCGCAAAACCUUGAGACUACAUCUAAACGAAGCCAAAUCAUCCGCCGCAUUAACUCUUGCUAGUUCGGAUGUGGAUCGCAUUGGCUUGACCGUUGAAAGUGGCCAUGAGAUCUGGGCCAGUAGCAUUGAGACAAUAUUGGCUCUCGUGCUACUGCAACGGCAAUUGAGCUGGGCCAGUAUUGCCCCUGUGUUACUCGCUUUGCUUGCUACCGCUGCAAACACACGGAUCGCGAAGUAUGUUCCGCGGCGCCAACGGGAAUGGGGCGCUGCGAUCCAGAAGCGGGUGACCCUCACAUCGGCGGUCCUCAGAAACAUGAAAAGCGUCAAAAUGAUGGGCCUGCAGGAAACAAUUGCUCGGACGGUCCAGGGCGCUAGGUUUUCCGCGCCGUUCGCUUUUGUCAUCUAUCUAUAUGGGGUCAAAUCACAUCAUGGACAUGAUUCUGUCGCAGCACAAAUAUUCGCUUCGCUUUCACUGACCCAGCUGCUCGCCACUCCAUUGCAAAAGGUCUUAUCUUCCAUUCCUUCAUUUGCGGGGACCCUCGGUUCUUUCACACGCAUCGAGGCUUACCUGCGGCUUGACGACCGUGCCGAUGGCAGGAAUACCGGCCUUGAGAGUUGUCGCGAAAGCUUGACGGAGAGUCUUAUAAGCGAAAACCUGUUUGAAAUGGAGAACUUGGGAGCGACAUGGAGAGGAACAGCUCUCAGUAAACAUGCAGUCUCGGUGCAAGACGCAGACAUUUCCUACUCCGCGUCCUCACAGCCGGUCCUCCACAAGCAGAACUUUGAAAUCCACAAAGGCCUGUUAAACGUGGUCUUUGGCCCUGUGGGCUGUGGAAAGACCACCCUUCUCAACGCUCUCCUCGGCGAGAUUACCAUUUCCAGCGGCAAGGUGAUGGUAGAUGGUUCUGCAAUUGCCUAUUGCCAGCAAACGCCUUGGAUCAUUAACGCCUCUGUCAAGGAGAACAUCCUGAAUCAAUCUCCAUACGACAAAAAUUGGUAUAACAGGGUUGUGUGGUCCUGCGGACUUGAAGAAGAUAUUGAACAUCUCCCUGACGGAGAUGACACUACUGUUGGAAGCCGGGGCAUCAGUUUGAGUGGUGGACAGAAGCAACGGCUGGCCCUGGCUCGGGCAGUCUACGCUCGAGCACCGUUAGUCGUCCUGGAUGAUACUUUGAGUGCUCUCGAUGCGCGAACUGAAAGACUGGUCUUUCAUCGUCUGCUGUCCAGACAGGGACUCUUCCAGCACCUUGGAGCGACAGUCAUUCUGGUCACUCACUCAGUGCAACAUCUUCGAUCUGCCGACAUUAUCAGUUUAUUAGAUUCGAAAGGAUGCAUCGAGCAACGUGGCUCAUUCAAAGAGCUCAGUGACAUAGAGGGCCCAGUCAAACGCCUGUUAGCUGAUUGUCCUCCAGACAAGGCCGGGGCAGAAGAUCACAGCUUGGAACCGGCUUCUGGUACAUUAGCUUCAGGCCAGGGUCCAAACGGAGAAAAUCCGUCAUUGCCGCGUGCGGCUGCUACCCCAGCAAUAAGGAAGCCUGUAUCCGAUUCAGCUGUCUUGAUGUAUUAUCUCAAGACCAUCGGGUCGUAUCGUGCGUCGAUAUUCCUGCUUACAAACCUGGCGUAUGUGUUCUGCAGCAGUUUCACCCAGAUCUGGGUUCAAUGGUGGACGGAAUCUAAGAAUGCCGAUGAUGGGCCCUUCUUAGCGGUCUACUUUGCUCUAGCUAUCGGAGCCAUAUCGAACUAUAGUUCGAGCAUUUGGUCUAUGAUGAUCUCGAUUGUGCCUGUGUCAGCAGCGAAACUGCACUGGCAGCUCCUUGACUCCGUUCUUCAUGCGCCCAUGUCAUUCUUCUCGUCCGUGGACUCGGGGAUCACGUUGAACCGAUUCAGCCAGGACAUGUCACUGAUCAAUAGUCGCCUGCCUGUAUCCAUGAUGCAGGCGACACCGAUGGCUUUCCAAGCGCUGGCACAGAUUGCUCUUAUAGCUGUAGGGUCUACCUACCUGGCCGUUGCGGUUCCCUUCUGCCUCGGUGCUACCUGGGUUCUACAACGAUUCUAUCUUCGGACUUCGAGACAACUUCGCUUACUGGAUCUGGAACUGAAAUCACCUUUGUUCUCCAGCAUCUCUGAGACACUCGAAGGUCUCCCGACGAUCCGCGCGCUCGGCUGGCAGGAGAAAUUCGAACAACGCAAUCAAGAACGGCUGGACGCUUCGCAGCGCCCCGUCUACCUCCUGUACUGCGUCCAGCGCUGGCUGAACUUUGUCCUCGAUCUCAUCGUUGCAGCACUGGGUAUCCUGCUGGUCAGCCUGGCGACUCAGCUGCCGAGCAGCACAAGCGGGGGCCGUCUGGGUGUUGCGAUGCUCAACAUCCUCGGUUUCAGCCAGAGUCUGUCUCAGUUCAUCUUCUUCUACACAGACCUUGAGAUGUCGUUACAAGCGGUUUCCCGUGUUAAAGAGUUUGUAGAAACGACUGUCUCGGAAGAAGCCAGCCCCCAGUCGCUGACGCCGCUGCCCGGAAACUGGCCUGCUCGCGGUGCGGUGGAGUUUCGAGACAUCACGGCUUCGUACGCCAGUGACACGAGCCAACCCGUCCUCAAUAAACUCUCCCUUGCCAUCCAACCCGGACAAAAGGUCGGAAUCUGUGGCCGGACGGGCAGCGGAAAGUCCACCUUACUUUCUGCUCUGUUCCGCAUGAUUGAACUCCAGAGUGGCAGCAUUACGAUUGACGGAAUUGACCUCAACAACGUAUCCCGACAAGAGGUGCGUUCGCGGUUAAUAGCCAUCCCACAAGAUCCAUUAUUGUUUCCCGGGACAGUCCGUUUCAAUGCGUCGCCGGACGAAACAGUUGCAGACGAGGAGAUCAUCAAAGCCCUCGAGAAAGUCGGACUAUGGGAGCACGUCCAGAAGCGCGGCGGCCUUGACAUCGAUAUUGAUGCACUUGCUCUGUCACAUGGCCAGCAGCAGUUGUUUUGUCUUGCAAGGGCAAUGCUGAGGUCCGGCACUAUUCUCGUCCUGGACGAGGCAACGAGUAAUGUUGACUGGGGAACGGAUGGGGUCAUGCAACGGGUGAUUCGGGAGGAUUUUGCAAGUAAGACUAUUAUCACUGUUGCGCAUCGGCUGAGAACGAUCCUUGAUAGUGAUUUCGUGGUAGUGCUGGGUCAUGGAUGUAUCCUUGAGGCAGGUCAUCCCGGGGAACUGCUGGCGAGUUCAAGCCAAUUUCGGGAAUUGUACAGGACUCAGGGGAUUACCAUUGACAGCAUCUAG
Aspergillus terreus NIH2624 is the source of this 4311-nucleotide messenger RNA. It is a transcript of the gene abcB, whose product is annotated as putative ABC multidrug transporter. NCBI's taxonomy places the organism in Eukaryota, Fungi, Ascomycota, Eurotiomycetes, Eurotiales, Aspergillaceae. Gene Ontology annotation, biological process: transmembrane transport. Gene Ontology annotation, molecular function: ATP hydrolysis activity; ABC-type transporter activity; ATP binding. The transcript has 6 exons. Gene Ontology annotation, cellular component: membrane. The coding region runs from base 1 to 4311 and encodes 1436 amino acids. The record is from RefSeq and is a predicted model, not a curated record.